Messenger RNA from Fusarium odoratissimum NRRL 54006, 2044 nucleotides. RefSeq lists its product as uncharacterized. The transcript has 2 exons. Bases 264 to 1859 code for a protein of 531 amino acids. Gene Ontology annotation, biological process: siderophore biosynthetic process. Lineage: Eukaryota; Fungi; Ascomycota; Sordariomycetes; Hypocreales; Nectriaceae. The record is from RefSeq and is a predicted model, not a curated record.
CACGCCUAUAUAACAUCUCUCCACCACCUCCAUCAAAGCAUCCAACCAUCGCCUCGGCGUUUGUCACGAUCGCCUCUUCAAAGGUCAGCAUGUGACCCGAAAGAGGCAGUCUUCUGGAACUCUUCUCCAGGAGCUUUAGCACCGACCUAAAAACAAGUUAAACAUAAGUCAACUUCCCCUCUCCAGCCGAUCCCCCGCAAGCGCAACCUACAGCCCCCCCCCCGAUUACGGAUAAGCCCCGAAAAAGGAAGAAGCGCGCGAUUAUGGCUCCCCAGGUCAUUCGCUUGCCCGAUGGGCAGACCUUCACUGUCACACCCGUCUUUGCAGGUCUCGGCUUCAAGAGCCAUGAGUUGAAUACGCAUCAUAAUGCGUUUCCUGUGGGGUGGACCGUUGUGCUGAACACGGAGAGCGAUGAUGGAUCUGAUGAUGAUACUGAGAAGCAGGAUGUUGAAAAUAGAGAGAAUGGUGUUGCGCUGGAUGGGAAGGCGAAGAGGCAAAUUCACUCUUUCGCUAAACCGACGCUGCAGGGCGAUAACCUCUUCAUCUCGUCCAUCGCGAACCCUUCGAGCUCCGAGUUCAAACCCGCUGCGAGUCCCACACGGCAGAUUGCCAUGAUGCUGUGGAUUACACUAUACUGGUACUUCCACCAGCCCGAACCUGCGCCGCAAGUUCCUGCUCAGGCAGCGGAGAAGACGCCUCAAGCUGCUAAACCUCGUGGUGAAUGGAGGAUCAACAUCAAGCGCGAUGGAGUGCUCCGAGGUCGGAAUUUGAUCCCUAAGCUUGAGCGCAUGGGACUUAUAACGUCGGAGAGCAGUGCUGUUGGAACGAGUUUGGAUGAUAAUGGGGACGAUUGGUCUAAUAUGUUUGUCUCGAGACGGAUGUUUUGGCAACUCCCCGGUCGGCUUUUUCUCUUCUCUUUACAGCCUAACAAAGCUGGUGCGAAUUACGAUUCUGUUCCUGGAUCGCCUAUUGGCAGUCGCCCGAACUCACCUUUACCUAUGGAACCACCAUCGCCAUACCACAAGACCUUCCAGCGCCAUUCACCGCAUUCGUCUCUGAAUCGAAUAGAUCAUGAUCUCCCCGGUGGACCAACUCCCACAUCGAUGGCAAACCCGCCGAGCUUCCCUAUUGGACCUUUCUUUUCGAGCUCUCAUCUUCCGACUUACUAUCCGCCUGCUCCUCUUCAAUAUAUCUUUACGAAUAAUAUCCGUCACCCGAUGAGACCAAAGCCACCUAGGAUGGGCGAAGUCUUCUACACAAGAUUUGUCCCGAGCGUUAAUCAGUACCUUUCGUUCCGAGUUGCUUCCAUUUCACCCAAUCCUGUACCUUACCUUGGACCCGUUGGACCCAAGCCUCCUGAGCAAUCUCAUCUUAGUACGAUGAAUGACAUAGCUUUGUUGGAGAUGUGGAUGAAGAAGCCUCGAGUGAGCGCCUUCUGGGGCGAGUAUGAUGAACAAUUCCUCACCAAAUCAUUGAACCAAGCCAACUCCUUCCCUGUGAUUGGACAAUGGGACGGCGUACCAUUUGGAUACUUUGAGAUCUACUGGGUCAAAGAAGAUAUUCUCGGUCAGCAUCUCGGUAGCGAUGCGGCGGAUUGGGAUAGAGGUCUUCACGUGUUCAUCGGAGAAGAGUGGGCAAGAGGUCGGGUUCCAAUCUGGUUGACGGGAUUGGUGCAUUGGUGCUUGACAUCGGACUACCGAACAAUGAGUAUAUGCCUUGAGCCGAGAGUGGACAAUGCGAGGUUUCUGCAGGGCCUAGAGUUUACUGGGUUUUCGCGUGAGAAGCAGAUUUCGUUCCCGCAUAAACAAUCUUGGCUUGUUAGACUGCGUCGUGAGCAGUGGGAAGGACCGGCGCUUUGAACAUAUGGAUGCGAUGAUUGGGGAGGGUAGGGUAAUGUGGUGACGAGAAUACGAGAGAUGGUUUACGACGGAGAUAUUUGGUACUAUGACGAAUACAUGGGAUGCCUUUCGAAAUUGAACAUGAUGGUUAUGACUGGUCUCUGUGAACACUUGCUCCAGUGGUGACCAUGUGAUUACCAUACUCU